Chelonia mydas (Green sea turtle) is the source of this 4793-nucleotide messenger RNA. Its product is annotated as ubiquitin carboxyl-terminal hydrolase CYLD. Gene Ontology annotation, biological process: positive regulation of extrinsic apoptotic signaling pathway; regulation of intrinsic apoptotic signaling pathway; necroptotic process. Gene Ontology annotation, molecular function: cysteine-type deubiquitinase activity; K63-linked deubiquitinase activity. Lineage: Eukaryota; Metazoa; Chordata; Testudines; Cheloniidae. The transcript is spliced from 15 exons. The record is from RefSeq and is a predicted model, not a curated record. Gene Ontology annotation, cellular component: cytosol. Bases 364 to 2931 code for a protein of 855 amino acids.
AGCCCCACCCCCAGCCUCUGCCACUUCCUCUUUUGUUGUUUUCAGGGUUCCCACACGAGUCCCCCAAGGGGUGGGGGAGAGCUGGGACGCUCCUCGCCCACUCUCCCUGGCCCCACGGCCCCUGUUCUGGCAAGGCAGGGAGUGGGGGAACGAAGAAGACUUCCUGGAGGACGAGGGGCGAAGGAGGGGGAGGGCAGUUGCGGGCUUGAGGUUCUUCCCACUCGGCUGGCUCUGUCUCCUUCCCUCUCUUUCUGAACUUUCUUUUCUCUCUCUCUCUCACUGUCUCUCUCUCUCUCUUCCUCCAUCCCUUGUGCUCCAGCUCGUCGGGAAAACCCCACCACGACUGAUGACAUCCGGACGGGGAUGACGGGUGACAGGUCUCACCCCCCCAUCACCAUGCGGCCACGCCGGUUCUUCAUCUUGGUGCAGGAUUUCUCUGGGGAAGGUGGGGGGCAGGUGCCCCGGGGCAGUCUCCUGAGCCAGGCGGGCGAGCCCCCCGCUCUGGACUGCCCCUUCUGGGCCAAGCUGCUGGACACGGAGGCCAUGGUGCAGGUGCCGGCUCGGGCUGCACGGGAGCUGAGCAAAGAGCAAGCCGGGAUGCUGCAGGCCGUGACCAAUGGGGACGAGCGACUGGGGCUCUUCAGACAGGAGGGGCUGCUGCGCAGGCGGGGGGCCCUGCGCCCAGGGGACCGGGUCCGGGUCCAGAUCACCUCGGCCUCCGGGGAGAAGGUCCGGGGUGUCCUGCGCUACCGGGGACCCAUGGGAGACAGCAAGGAGCAGGCUGGAGUCAUCUUUGGGGUGGAGCUGGUGGGAUCAGCGGCUGGGAAGGGUUUCACCGACGGCUCCUUCAGAGGCCAGAAGUUCUUCUCAUGCCGGGAGAACUGUGGGGUUUUUGUGCCUGUGAGCCGGAUUGAGCCGGAUGAGGGGGCCGAGUGCAGCCCCCUGAUGGCUCCCCGGGGCAGCCGCCGGGCAUGCACCAGGCUCCAGCUGGCCACAGGGGACCCCCUCAAAUCUUCUCCACCCCUGGAGCUCGGAGAUCGGGUCUUCUUCAAGAUGGGUGACAGCACCCCUGGGGGCACUGUGUUUUUCUGCGACUAUCUGCCCAAGAAGGAGAUGGCUGGGGUCUUCGUGGGGAUCUGCCUGGAUCAGCCUGUUGGCUCAUGGGAUGGCAAAUUCAGUGGCCAAUCGCUCUGCCACUUCCCCUCUCCGGAGUACGGGAUCCUCCUGCCAAUCACCAAAGUCCAUAAAGAAAAGGCUGAUGAAGGCCCCAAGGCCUUGAGUGAUGACCCCUCCCUAGGGCUCCUCGAUGACCCCCCAUCCCCCUCCUCCAUUCGGUAUCCACCCAGGCCGGAAUGGGGGUCCCCUCAUGGCUCUCCCUCCUCCCUGUUGAUGGGGGGCACCGAGGAGCAGGGGGAAGGGGAGGAGGAGGAAGGAGAGGAGGAGGAGCUGGCUUUUCCUCUGCUGGAAAUCAACUCAAUGGUGGAGGUGCACGACCCCCCCAUCUACGGGGUGAUCCGCUGGAUUGGGGCGCCGCCGGAUGUGGGGGAGACCAUUGCAGGGCUGGAGCUGGAGGAGCCGCUGCCCUCAGGCUGCACGGACGGGAUCUACCGAGGGAUGCGGUACUUCCAGUGCCCGCCCGGCAAGGCCCUCUUCGUCAAGCUACGCCACUGCCGGCCCGAUGCCCGCUUCGGGGCUCCCCAGCCCCCUGAGAACCCCGUGCUGCGCUGCAACUCACUGGCUUUCAGGGUCUAUGCCAGCGAGCGGGUGCCAGAGGACACCCCCCCGGGGCUGGGUGAAGAGGGGGGGCAGCGCCUGAUGGGCUGGAAGAAAGGGAUCCAGGGCCAUUGCAACUCCUGCUACCUCGAUGCCACCCUCUUCUGCAUGUUCGCCUUCAGCUCCGUGCUGGACUCGCUGCUGCUGCGCCCCGCGGACAAGAACGAUGGGGCGUCUUACGAGGAGACCCGGGACCUGCUGAGAACUGAGAUCGUUAACCCCCUGCGCAAACACGGCUACGUCUGCGCUACCAAGGUGAUGUCCCUGCGGCGGGUCCUGGAGGCAGCUGGACACUCCCCAGGCUUCACCAGCGAGGAGAAAGACCCCGAGGAGUUCCUCACCCUGCUGUUCCGGGUGCUGAAGGUGGAGCCCCUCUUUAAGAUCCGGUCAGCGGACAAGGACCCCCAGGGCUGCAUCUUCUACCAGAUCUUCAUGGAGGGUGGUGCAGGGGGGGCAGGCCGGGGGGUCCCCACAGUGCAGCAGCUGCUGGAGGGGUCACUGGUCGCCGGUGACCUCAAGUUCACUGAGGCCCCCUCCUGCCUCAUCCUGCAGAUGCCCCGCAAUGGCAAGGACUACAAGGCCUUCGCCACCAUCCUGCCCAGCCUGGAGCUGGACCUCACUGACCUGCUGGAGGACACCCCCCGGGAGUGCUGUAUCUGCCAGGAUCUGGCGCGGAGCGAAUGCCCCGAGUGCUACGGGGACCCCAGCAUCGGGGCAGGGAGCACCCGUCAGUACUGCGCUGUCUGCUGGCAGCAGGUUCACCGUCACCGUGCCCGGCGCUCCCACCACCCCCGUGCCCUGCGCCUACCCCCAGAGCUGGAGCACCUGCCGCCCCCACCAGGCCCCCUGCCCCGCCAGACUAUGCAGCUCUACGCCGCCCUCUGCAUCCAGACCAGCCACUAUGUGGCCUUCGCCCGCCACGGUCCACACCGCGGCCAAUGGCUCUUCUUUGACAGCAUGGCCGACCGCCAGGGUGGCCAGAAUGGCUUCAACAUCCCACGGGUCACACCUUGCCCGGAGGUGGCCGACUACCUGGAGAUGAGCCCGGAGGAGCUCCAGGUGCUGGACCCCAAGUCCCUGCCCCCCUGCGCCCGACGCCUGCUGUGUGAUGCCUACAUGUGCCUCUACCACAGCCCCACCCUUGGGCUCUACAAAUAGUCUCUCCCCUGGGGUGGAGGGAUACGGUGACUGGGGAGAGGGCAACGAGACUCCAUCAGCCCCAGGACUGCAGCCCAGUGAGGGGACUUUAUUUGCACCAUGAAUGGGACACCUGUGCCUUUAAGAAGCGGCUGGGAACUACUUGGACCUAUAGCUCAACCUUGGUAUCCUUAUGCCCCUUAAAGGGGCUGAUCAGAGCUGACGCCCCCUAGAGGGGAAAGGCCCUGUGUCCCAUUCCCCUCCCUCCGAGCCAGCCGGUCCUCCAUCCUGGGGCAAGAUGGGAGCUGGCGCCCCCUAGAGGGGAAAGGCCCUGUGUCCCAUUCCCCUCCCUCCGAGCCAGCCGGUCCUCCAUCCUGGGGCAAGAUGGGAGCUGGCGCCCCCUAGAGGGGAAAGGCCCUGUGUCCCAUUCCCCUCCCUCUGAGCCAGCCGGUCCUCCAUCCUGGGGCAAGAUGGGAGCUGGCGCCCCCUAGAGGGGAAAGGACCUGUGGCCUAUUCACCCACCUCCAUGCAGGUGGUCUAAUUUCUGGAGCAAGAGCAAGCACACGAGCUCUGAGUUUUUCUACACUCUGCUAGGGGGACAAAAGGGCCUGAACUCAUGGGCCUCAGGGGCUGUCCCUGGUCCCCACUUCUUCUGCUGCUUCCCCCUGCCCCGCCCCCCAUGGCCUGUAGGUGGUGAUGGCCCCAUUGUGACACCUCCAUUAAAAGCGGACAGGACUGAAAAAUCCCAUUGCCGCGGGCCUGAACCAAACCAGAUUUAAGACUCAUCCUUUGCAAACCUGCCUGAGUAAACUGGUGACGUACAGUAUCACGGCGCCGAGGAGAACCGGACCUACCCGAUCUUUAUCUCAGCAGCUGGGCUGUGGUGCCACUUUGCUGUAGAGGCUUGCCGCACCGAGCAGCCGCUGGAGACAUCCUGGAGGGCUUCCAGGAGAGACGGGGGGCAGUGAGGAUAUCCCUGGACAAGGCCAGGGCUCUGCUGGAAUCCGGGGUGCAAUUCUGGGCCCCAACCGUUCCAGAAGGAGGGAUUUAAACUGGAGCAGGCACUGAGAAGGGACGGCCAGGGGAACGGAGAGUCGGGCUGACGAGAGGGGAGUGAAAGAGCUGGGCUUGUUUAGUCUACCAAAAAGCCAGCCGAGAGGAGAUCUGUCUGCCGUCUAUAAAUACACCAGGCCGGGGGCGGGCUAAAUACCAGGGAGGGUGAAGAGCUAUUGAAGCUAAAGGACAAUGCUGGCAUGAGAACAAAUGGCUGCAAACGGGCCAUCAACCAACUCCGGCUGGAAAGGAGGAGGAGGUUUCUCAGCACCAGAGGGGUGAGGUGCUGGAAUGGCCUCCAAUAGGGGGUGUGGGGGCAAAUAAUCAAGUAGAUUUAAGGUUGAGCUGGGGAAAUGGAUUAAUGCAAUUGUAUAACAGGGAGGGAGCCUUGGAGCCAAUCGUCCUCUGUUCCUAAUGGUCAUGCUUCAGUGUUCCAGACGGCCACUGGCAGGGGUCAGGAAGGGAUUCCCCACCCGGUGUAUGCUGGGAAGUUAUUUUUGAAUCACCUUCCUUGGAAGCCCCAGGGAUGUCCACUUCUGGAGAGGGGCCAUUGGACAGGGAGGGCAGAGGUCUGAGGUCUCCAAGCAUCCUCUCUCUCAGGUGCUCUGGCUGGUUCUUGCUCCUGGGCCCACAGUCUCGCUGGUCGCCGUAUGUGGGGCAGGCAAGCAAUUUUCCCCCAGUGCAGUUUGGCAGAGACCUGGGCAGGUUGCCUCCCUCUGCAGCAUGCGGGUGCAGGUAACUUGCCAAGAUUAGCUGGAUUCCAUGGGAUGAGUGUUGGCAUUGGACACUAAUUGGAUUAAACUCCCACUCUGGGUAGGCAAGCCCAAAGA